Molecule: messenger RNA, 814 nt
Organism: Peromyscus eremicus (cactus mouse)
Lineage: Eukaryota; Metazoa; Chordata; Mammalia; Rodentia; Cricetidae
Product: keratin-associated protein 3-2
Exons: 1
Coding region: 228-527 (99 amino acids)
Cellular component (GO): keratin filament
Molecular function (GO): structural molecule activity
Source: RefSeq, a predicted model, not a curated record
CAAAUAAAAGGUAAUUAGCAAAAUAGGGACUCUUUACAGGCAUCCAAAUGUCAGGCCAAUUAAAAGAUAAUGGGAACACGAACAUAAACAAGAACCAGGAAAGAAGCCUAUUGGUGGGACCAACGCCCACUGGGGAGGGUAUAUAACAACCCCGGAGCAAGAGGAGACAUUUGAACCUCAGAAACUUCAUCUUUCCAUUGGACCAAAGCCAACCAGACUCCAUCACCAUGGCUUGCUGUGUCGCCCGCUGCUGCAGCGUCCCCACCGGCCCUGCCACCACCAUCUGCUCCUCAGACAAGUCCUGCCGCUGUGGAGUCUGCCUGCCCAGCACCUGCCCACACACCAUUUGGCAACUGGAGCCCACCUGCUGUGACAACUGUCCCCCACCCUGCCACAUUCCUCAGCCCUGUGUGCCCACCUGCUUCCUGCUCAACUCCUGCCACCCGACCCCAGACCUGCUGACUGUCAACCUCACCACCUAUGUGCAGCCUGGCUGUGAAGAGCCCUGCACCCCAAGGUGCUGCUGACCUGGGGCUCCAGUGCUUGGUACCUGUCUUCGAAAGAGUCAACCCAGAAGCCCUAGCACUUACCUGGCAGAACCUGCAAUUAGUUUACUCUGGUUUAGAAGCUGAAGUUGGGUGACGCUGUCAUUAACAACACCUCUCCUGCUUGCCUCAACCAAAAGAAACCAGAGUCUUUGGUGAUGCAGCUUUUAACUGUAACCAGAUGCAGUUUGGACGGUUGAUGCUUUAAGGUUUCUGAAGAUGUUGACUCCUUUGUGCCUUUCUUUGGGUGUUUGGGGCUUCUGAUUUCG